Messenger RNA from Oncorhynchus keta (chum salmon), 1486 nucleotides. RefSeq names its product RecQ mediated genome instability 2 (gene rmi2). The transcript has 2 exons. Gene Ontology annotation, cellular component: cytosol; nuclear speck. Gene Ontology annotation, biological process: negative regulation of double-strand break repair via homologous recombination; DNA repair; regulation of sister chromatid segregation. The record is from RefSeq and is a predicted model, not a curated record. NCBI's taxonomy places the organism in Eukaryota, Metazoa, Chordata, Actinopteri, Salmoniformes, Salmonidae. The coding region runs from base 154 to 597 and encodes 147 amino acids.
CAAGUACAUGGGGGAACACAAGUCUAUAUAUAAACAAUACCCAAAAGACAAAUGUUGAAAUCAACAUCCCGGAAAUUGGUCACAAUUACGUCAAAGGUCACACGAAAUAUUUUUUGGAACUAACUCGUUUGAAAGGUUUCACUCGCAUAUGGCAUGGACUCAGGACAAAUUUCAGGCGAAAAGAAGAAAAGUCCUCCUAUCAAAGUUCUUUCCAGCCAACUCCGAGAGGGAAAAGAAAGCCGAUUGAAUGGCAAGCUCGAAUUUAAUAUAAAAAGACUGGGACAAUUGAAAAAUACUGCACUUGUAGUCUCUGUGGUUUGGAUGCAAGGGACAAUACUGGAAGUUAGGUCCGAUCACAACACGGUUCUUCUUUUGGAUGAGACGGGGACAUUCGUUGUCAAUGGCGUCAACAACAUUCCCAAGGGUAACCCAUGCCUACUUCAGGGUACUUAUGUCAUGGUGAUGGGGAUGAUCCAGGCCCUCUCUCCAGAACCUGUCCUUCGCGCGGUAAAGAUGGCUGACCUUUCUGAACGUGCUGCGAUUCACAGAAAAAUGUGGAAGUUGGAGGUGGAAGACCUUCAGCAAACACUCACGUAGAAAGAAGCAUAAGCAGUAUGUUGAUAUCAAUGCCUGUUUGUUUUCAUUUAUUUUUAUCAAAAUGUAAAUAUUGCUACUGGUUUUGAGCGGUGUCUAUAUUUCAUUGCCAAAGGUAAUGGAUCAUAGCCUAGAAGUACGUGCCCAUCACCGUUUAUGAUAGAAAGUGCAUUAUAUGCAUAUAUUAUAGCCUAACACUGUUUAUGAUAGGCUAUAAUUAAGCAAUAAGGCACUAGGGGGUCUGGCAUAUGGUCAAUAUACCAUGGCUAAGUAUACUGUCAGCAUUCAGUGCUCGAACCACCCAGUUUAUAAUAUAUGCAUAUAAUACACUAAACAUGUCAGAAGAGCUGGAGGAGGAUUAUGAUUGGAAAAAAGCUAGUCCGGGAAAGAAAGCACAAACUCAAACAAAAGACAAAGAAUUUAAAUUAAAGAAUGAACAAUGAUCUCAUUUGGUGGUAAAAUUAUCUCUUUUAUUUGUGCUUAUGUCAUGCAUACACAUUGAAAAAGUGCCAUUAAGUGAAUUCUACAGAAGCACACAAUUGUAUGUGAUGAAUGAAAAUAAAUGGGGCCUAUACAAUCAAUGACACCCUUGUAAAACCAUGGACUUAGGAACGCUCCAAGGUGCCUGGAUUUCAAUCAAAACAUCCGGAAAUAAGACUUCUUCCGCAGGAUAACCACUCAUUCAUUCAUCCUAAAAGCAUUUAGGCCAAAGACAACAUAUCUAUAUAUCUCUCUCUUGAAAAAAAAGAAGCAAUUUACGCACCAUAAAAGUAUUUAAUAAUUGAAAAUUAAUCUUGAUAUGUAAUAGUCUGUUAGGUUUAUGUACUCUUGUUUGUAUAUUUCUGGGUUGCUUUUGUAUUUGUUGUGUUCAUAAUAAAAUACUUUGACAGUA